CCCCCUCCUUUUUUUUUUUUUCUUUCUUUUUUUUUUGUUGAAAAGGGAAUUCGAAUUGUAAGAGGAAAAGGAACACUUUCAACGAAGAUCCAUUUCAUUUUUUUAAGAUUCUGCUCCCUUAUGGUUCAUUAAGACGUGGUGAUAAUUCUUGUAGCACGAGUAUGGACGCUGAAAAACCCCAUUAUGGACUUGUAAUAUCGAAACUGCUAAAGUUUCUUAUCCCUUUCAUCCUUGCUUUUAUAGUAAUAUUUGGUCUCUUUAAAAAUUAUGGACUAAAUACUUUGCAUAUUAUUCAAUCUCGUCUCCAGGAAAAGCCAUUUAUUUAUGAAGAAUGGGGAGAAAAUGCAUUUUCGUACGCUACCGACCGCGAUGUAGAUCCUUACCGAAAAGUUAUUUGCGUAAAUGAGGUAGACAAAAAGGGAAAAUGCGAGCAGCUUCAUUUUCAUCAUGCUAUUGCUGGGUCUGAUUUUCUCAAUACUCACGGCCAUGCGCCGAUGGAUAAGGUCGUAGAAAAGUGGAAUCGUAAAAUCCCUAGAAUCAUCCAUACGUUUACUACGGAAUCCAAUACGUACUCGUCCCAGUUUACGGAAUUUGAAGUCGACAUCCGCUACAGACAUCCUGACUGGGACUACGUUAAGUGGUCUGAAGAAGAUCUGGAAAGAUUAAUCAGUAAGAACUUCCCUUCUUUUGUACAUUCAUGGAAAAUGUUCAAUCGUCCGGCAAGAGCACAAUGGGCAACAUUAAUAGGCCUUUACGAGUAUGGAGGUCUUUGGAUUUCUCGUUCCUUCCAGAUCUUGAAAAAUUUUGAUCAUGCGCUUCAAGUUGCUGAAAGGUCUGCUUCGCUUAAUUCUAAACACUACUUUAAUCCAUACAUGAUGGAGUACCACCCUUUAUUCUUGGCUUCUAAACCUUUAAAAUAUGACUUUUUUAUGGCUUCUCCGAGGCAUCCAUUUGUUUUAUCGCUAAUUAAAGAGCUCUAUGAAUCAAAUGUCCCAGAAUCACUAAUGAAUAGACGUCCUCUUCGCGGAUAUUCAGAGUUUUCAGACUUUAUGACAUUGAACGCCACUAAAAUGUAUAAUGAGACCUUUACCAUUAAAGAGUUUUAUCUUAAAGAAAAGAAGGUUCAUGUAAUGUUGAACCCACAUAUCAUCAGUCUGCCUGAUUAUGCUUUUGCUACCAGUUGGUCUCAUCAUUCAGAUGCAGAAUCGUCAGAUAUUUGCUUCCUUGACAGCGUUAUGUUUGAUCCUCAGUCUUGUGUGGAUAAUGCUUUAAAUUUAAAGGGAAAUGAAUGGGGCAUUCUCUGGUUACCAGUUUACGAUCUUUUAGGAAUGUAAAUAGUCUUUCUUGUGAAAGCUUUUAUUUAUUUAUUGUCAUUUUUAAUUUCAACAUUCUUUAUCAAUUUUUUUCUUUUUUAAUUUUAUUUGCCUCUUACAUGUGCUUUUUCUUCUCUCUUAUAGGGUUCGAUUCCUAUAUUUUUGUUUUUGUUCGGAAUUUUAUUUACUUUCAUAUAUUAACUUUAUCUUAAUCCCUGACUUAGGGUUUCAUUUCUUUGCAUUUAUCAAUACAUUUGUUACUGUAAGCUGA
Schizosaccharomyces cryophilus OY26 is the source of this 1584-nucleotide messenger RNA. RefSeq names its product galactose residue biosynthesis protein Pvg2. The record is from RefSeq and is a predicted model, not a curated record. Lineage: Eukaryota; Fungi; Ascomycota; Schizosaccharomycetes; Schizosaccharomycetales; Schizosaccharomycetaceae. The coding region runs from base 162 to 1334 and encodes 390 amino acids. Gene Ontology annotation, biological process: mannosyl-inositol phosphorylceramide biosynthetic process. The transcript has a single exon. Gene Ontology annotation, molecular function: mannosyltransferase activity.